CGCCGGUGGACGGUAGCUUCGGUGACGUGGCUUGGUGACGUGGCUUGGCGGCGCGCAGUGUGUAUCUGGGCUCGGUAAGGGCUCGGGCAUGAUUGGGCUGCUGGUGUCUUAGGUCGGGCCAAGUCCGUUGUGCCACGGUGGUCAUCUGAGCUUUGCCUGUCUUCUGGGUAGACUUCCGACUUCGAUUGGCCUCCGCUCGGUGCAGGGGUGCGCAGGCUGUGCGCAGGGUGGGCACCAGGGUUGGCCCAAGGUUGGGGGGGAGGGUUGGUGCAGGGCCGGGGGGAGGGUUGGCGCAGGGUUCGGGGAGGCUUGGUGCAGGGUUGACAUCGGCUCGUCAUCGGCUCGGCGGAGGAUGUCAGCGAUGGUGGUCGACGUCCGCAAUGCUCUCAAUGGAGAGCUGACAUCUGUAGAAAAAGAUCGAAUCAAGAUAUCUGAGGCCUUCAAGAAGGCGAUGACGCGGGAGCUUCCUUUGGAUGAGAAAGCAUCUACCGCCAUAUUCGAUGGCAUUGGAAAGGACGUUAAGGUGGAAAAGCUCGGCAGCGAAGAGAACGCUUUCUUGGAGAAUGCAGUGAGAUCGCUUCUUGACGAGCUUGUGAGGUUGGCUUUGAAGGAGGGAGUGCCGGUAAUGCAGUAUGGAAAAGGGAUUGGCAAUGGGGAUACCAACAAAGGCUUUGUGCCCCGUCUACUUGAUAUCGUUCUUCUUUUGUGCAGAGAUGCACACGUGGAGGCCGGAUUGAUAUUUACUCUCCUCCUCGAUCUCACUGAGGCGUCCACCAUCGAGGAUUGCAAUGACGUCUUCUCUUAUAUCGAGAGCCAGCAAGAAGUUCUGGGGAAGACGGAACUUCACACUAGGGGAAAGCUGGUCAUGCUGCGGACGUGUAACCAACUUUUGCGGCGAUUAUCAAAGGCAAACGACAACGUCUUUUGCGGACGGAUUAUCAUGUUCUUGGCCCAUUUUUUCCCUCUUUCAGAACGAUCAGGAACGGACUUGGAUGCCAAAUUCUACAAGAUGUUCUGGGGCUUGCAGAACUAUUUUAGGAAUCCACCAAGCGCGCUGGUCGCGUCAACGUUUCAAGCAUUCUCAAGGGACCUCCAGGCAGUGCUAAGCGUGUUUGAGAGCCAACGACUCACAGGGGAUGACGAGGCUGCAGACGAUGCUCUAGUCGAUGGCGAUGACCUGACGUACAACACCAAAUAUCUCACGAGCACGAAGCUGAUGAGCCUACAGAUCAGGGAUCCCAACUUCCGGAGACAUUUCCUGGUGCAGUGCUUGAUCCUCUUCGACUAUCUCGCGAGCCCUGCAAAAGUGGAGAAGGACCAUUUGCGUGAGGAUCAGGUUUGGUGGAAACGCGAUAACUGUAUGCCUUUCGAGAAACCAGCUACGGAGAAGCUCCCGCCGGCAACAUCGCAACGGCGACGGACACGAAGGAAUCUGCUGGGUAAUCCCGAGCUUAGUCGGCUGUGGCAGUGGGCGCAGGCCAACCCGGAUGUCCUUGUGGAUCGGGACCGCGUAAAAGUGCCCUCCAUUUUGGAAUACUGGAAGCCCCUGGCAGACGAUAUGGACCCAAGCGCAGGUAUUGAAGAGGAGUAUCACCACAAGAAAAACAAAGUCUACUGCUGGCGUGGGUUGCGGCUGAAUGCCCGACAAGAACUAGACCUGUUCGCCAAGGUGACCGAGCAAGGCAUAGAGGGCGCCGUCCCGGCUCAAUUGCUUCCGGAGAAGAAGCGGCAGCAAACGGCAGGAAAGCAGACGUCGCCGACUGUGAAACAAGCACGAGUGGAGAAGAAAGACGAGCAGGCAGAGCGACCUCCAGCGACGCAAGCGCAGCCAAAUACUGACGAUGCGGCUAUGGUGGAAGGAACGGCCGCAGAGGCGGAAGAAGACAGCACGGCUAUGGACGCGGAGCCCGCAGCGGCAGAAAACGCAGAGCGUGAAAACACGACGGCGGAAGAUGGUGCCGCCUCCACUACUACUCAGAAGAGCGCAGGAGGUCGGGAAGAUGCAAGUGCGGCCGCGUCUGAUAAAAAAACAGAUGCGAAUGCGCCACUGGUAUCAUUGACAACGGCAGCAGCGAAGCCGGCAACAUGAGGCCAAUGUAAUAAUAAAAUUAAUAUCAGAUUAAUUUCUUGCCAUGUAUUCCUGUUCUGAGCUCUACUGUAAUUACCAAAGUUUAGUCAGUGCAGCAAUACCGCUCCUCCCCGCCCUCCUUUUGAUGGACCGCUGUAGCGGUUAGUCGUCCUCUUCGCGCACCUUUCGCGUACUCUUUGCUUGCUAUGUCGGCAGUGCCAGAUCUUUUUGAAAUUUGUUGAGAUGAGAAUGAGAAUAUUCUGUGUUAAAAAAAAAAAAAGAUUCUGUGUGGAUAUGGUUUGUUCGUUCCUUACCUCCUACCUACCUACCACUACGUGCAGAAGGAACAAUUUUGCAAAUUUAUCGCCGAUUAG
Molecule: messenger RNA, 2442 nt
Organism: Chara braunii
Lineage: Eukaryota; Viridiplantae; Streptophyta; Charophyceae; Charales; Characeae
Source: the annotation of a GenBank genome assembly